This is a messenger RNA of Harmonia axyridis, 2418 nucleotides long. Its product is annotated as intracellular protein transport protein USO1-like. NCBI's taxonomy places the organism in Eukaryota, Metazoa, Arthropoda, Insecta, Coleoptera, Coccinellidae. The record is from RefSeq and is a predicted model, not a curated record. The transcript has 2 exons. Bases 1 to 2418 code for a protein of 805 amino acids.
AUGAACUACACCUAUGAAUGCUGUAAGAAGAAACAGAACAUUCACACUGUAUGUAUGAGAUGUUUUAGUCAUUUUCAUCUGAGCUGUCUGGAAAGGAAGAAAUCAGCUAAAGUAGUGGAUGGAGGAAGUUGCUUAUGUUCUAUAGAAUGCCAGAGAAGUUACAAACGUGAGGAAGAAGAGAAAGUUUUACAAGUGAAGAAACUGAAGGAGUAUACCCAAAAAAUUAAGAACUUGGAGGAGAACAUUUUUCACAUUGAAGAGGAGAACGAAAUAAAGGUGAAAGAGUUGUCAGACCAAAUGGAUAAAAUGAGUCUGUUGGGUAUUGAACAGGAAAACCAAAUAAGAACUCUUAGAAGGAAUAGUGAAACUUUCGAAAACGAAGUUCUUCUAUCGGAGAGUGAAUAUGAGGCGAAGAUAAAGGCAUUAGAGAAGAGUGAAAAAGAACUGCACGAAAAAUUGCAGGCUUCUGAGAAAAUGGUCGCUAGUAUACUGGAGGAUUUGAAUGCCAGCAGAAGGAUUGAAAAGGAGUUAAGGGAUGAGGUAAACAAAUUGAAAAUUACAAAUCAGACCCUUGUCAGUAAAAUAAAGGAUCUUGAUGAAGAAAAUGAAAGGAAUAGAGAAGAUGUACAGGCCAAAUCAGAGGAGAUUGAAAAACUAAAUGAAGACUUGAAACAAUUGAAGAAAGAAGAACAAAAUUUUGCGAAGGCCCCAACCCAUAAAAACGAUCGAGAGGAACAGGGACCAUAUAUGUGUGAAGGAGGAAUUCCGGAUGAGAAUUUGCUGAAACUGGAAAAAAGAUUAUAUGGGAGAUUACUAUUACAGUUACGAAAGAAUUUAUUACCUGAAAUAGAAGAUAAGAAGACAAAACCAAAGGAUGUAGACGACUGCAAAAAGGCACACUCCAAAGAUAAAGAUGAUGGUGAAAAAACACAACCCAAAAAGAAAGAUGACAACAAAACAGCUCCAACUAAAAACUACGCUGAUGUGAUCAAAAAAUCUGAGACCAGGAAUGUUAACAACAAACAGGAAUAUAUAACACCACGGAUAGUUAUAAAUGAAGAACAGACCGUUUUAUCUGAAAAAGAAGAUCACCUGAGGAAGAAUAAGGUUAGAGAAGAUUUUUGGACAACAGUGGGAAAUCAAAGGAAGAGGUCACGAAAUAGGAGUGCGAUAGAGGGAAAUAGUGACAUUGUUAAUCUGCCACCAGAUGCAGUUUUCACCAGUGCUGAAAAGAAAGCCUGGCUUUAUGUGGGCAGAGUGAGCUUAAAGGCAACGGAGGAUAACAUCAAAAACUUCCUUGUCCAAAAAUUUCCAAACAGGGAGUUCACAGUUAAUAUAAACCAGAAAUAUGGCCUCAGGGAGUUCUCGUCAGAAGAUAUCAGUUUUUUCGGCAGAGAAUGUCUAACUAGUAUAGCUAGACAACCAGAGAAGAAAAGAGAAGAAUACCGCGAAAAUGAAAUAACAGUAAUCCAUCAGAAUUUACAAUCGAUAGGAAAUUGUGUAGAUGAAUUGAACGAGUUCCUACAGGCCCAAAACAAGUGUACAUUCCUAUGCGUCACAGAACACUGGAAAACCGCAAGUCAACUUCCGAUCUAUAAAAUUGAACACUACAACCUGGCUGCAAGUUUCUGCAGAACCUUAGAGAACAAACAUGGGGGGAGUGCUAUAUUUGCCAGAGAUGGUUUAUUAGGGAAAGUAAGAAAAGAAGCCACAGAGAACUCAGUAGAAAAUCACAUUGAGAUUUCAGCUUGCGAAUUUAAGAUCAACAAGACAAAGAUCGUUGUAUCAGCAGUAUACAGAACACCAAGUGGAGAUUUCGAGACAUUCCUACAGAGACUAGAAAAACUAGUAGCACUCUUCACAAAUGAGGCUAAUAAAACGGUGAUAAUAGCGGGUGAUUUCAACGUAAACUUUGUCAGCAAGGAUAGCAUUGAAAGAUUACAAAUGUGCUCAAUGCUCAAUUCCUAUGGUGUAUACCCUACAAUUAGCGAAAACACUCGCAUAACUGAAACAGCAGCAACUUGUGUGGACAAUGUUCUAGUUAACAGGUGUAGUAUUUCGGGGGAAAUCCUUCACUCACAGAUUUCUGACCAUACCGCACAAAAACUUACAGUUACUAUUGGCAAGACAGAGACCAAAAAAGUAAUGAGGAGAAUUUUCAAUCAAGAAAACAUUGAUACUUUUCUAAAUGCCUUAGGAAGUUUAGAAUGGAUGGAAAUUCGCGAAAUAGAUGAAAGAGACGUUAAUGGACAAUGUGAAUGGUUUAUGAAGUUGUAUCUGGCAUGUUUCAAUGGAUGUUUCCCACUCAAGAGGAUCACACUAGGAAGUAGGCAAAGGAGAAGAAUGGAUCCAGAGGUGGCAGAGUGCAAAAACAGACGGGAUAUUCUCUAUACAGUAAGUAGUGUUAAUGGAAUGUAA